AUGGGCUUCCUCCAGGGACACCUCCUGUUCUGGGUGCUGCUGCCUGUUUUUCUGAGAGCAUGGCCUCGCCAAAAGGAGACCCCCAAACUUCUGCCCUGCUGGAAGACCUGGAUUUCUGUCUCUUGCAGAGGCAGAGGCUUGACCACAUUUCCACAAGGACUCAGCUAUGAAAUCAAGCAGAUUGACCUCUCCCACAAUGCCAUCUCAAACCUGACAGACCACGACACAUCUGCUCUGGAACAGCUGGAGCAGCUGGACCUGUCAUACAACCGCCUGCACUCACUGUCUGGAGGAGCCCUGGGGCACCUCAACCACCUUCGCUCCCUGAUUCUGGCUGGGAACCAACUCCACCGAGACCAUGUCUCCAAUGGAAACGCCUUCCUGUCACUGGUGAGCUUGGCAGCCCUUGAUGUCUCAGCCAACGGCUUAGCCAACCAGAUGGUGGCCUCAUACCUCCACCGCCUCCCAGCUCUGGAGUGGCUAGACCUGUCAGGGAACCACUUGACCUGUCUGGCAAACGGCAUCUUUCAGGGGGUGCCCCAGCUGAGGGAACUUCACUUGAGGCGCAACUCCCUUGUUGAGAUCGAGGAAGGGGCCUUGUCCCAGCUCAGCGCCCUGGAGGUCCUCGACUUGUCCAUGAAUUCCCUCCGCUGCAUCACAGGCUUCGGCCUAGCCCAGCUGCGGGUCCUGAACCUUAGCUACAAUGCACUGGAGUCCUUUGAUGGGGCAAGAGAAGAGGCCCCCUGCCGCCUCCAUGCCUUGGACCUGAGCCACAACCGGCUGAAUGCCCUCCCGCUGCUCCCCAGAAGGAACCGGCUUCGGUACCUCAACCUCUCCCACAACGCCAUCACCACAGGGGCUAAUGAGAGCCAGAACGUCACACCUCAGAAUGUCUCUCGGAGGUUUGCAAAACUGAUGGACCUGAAUCUCAGCAGCAACCGCCUGGGAUCCUUCCCAGUUGCGCUUCUUCGUGGCUUGGCUUCCCUCCGGACUCUAAGCCUGGCAAGGAAUUGCCUUACUGACAUUGCUGUGGAGCUGCCCACGAAUCACAGUUCACCAGGACCCAUUGCCGACAGGGCAUGGCAAAAACAAACCUCACUGUCUGUACGCAUGCUGGACCUCCAAGGGAACUCCAUCCACCACUUGCCCCCACAUUUUUUCGACCUGUUUCCUGACCUGGAGGUGAUGGACCUUGGCCUCAACCGCAUCCAGCUCUGUCGAGCAUGGAACUCCUCCAAGGGAGAGUGUCUCCAUGUCAAAACAGAGGACUGCACUACUUUCCACUGCCUUCCACAGCUCAGGCACCUCAGCUUACGUGGGAACAACCUUGGGCUGGUGCACAGAUGCCUGUUCCACCAAACGCCCUUGGCCUCCCUGGAUCUGUCAGAGAACCAGGGCCUGGUCCUGCCCAGUUAUGCUUUGGAGGGUCUGGAAGCAUCUUUGCAGGAGCUCUCUUUAAGAGGGAACCGAAUGAAGACCACCAGCCUGGAUUUCCCUUGCCUGGUGUCCCUGAGCAUGCUGGACAUGUCAGGGAAUGACCUGAGCGCCAUCCCUCCCAGCUUGCUUUGCUCCCCGCUGGAGAAGCUGGACAUCCAAGGAAACCAGCUGGAGAGCAUAGAAGAAGCUGCAGCAAAGCGGCUAAGAAGAAGCCUCCGGGCUUUGUCUGUGGCCGGAAACCCCUUCAGCUGUUGUGAGCGAAAGUGGCUGCAAAUCCUGGGCACUUCUGUGCUGGACUUGGGCGAGACGCUGUGUUAUUACCGCAAUGGGGAUGAAAGCUUCACAACUAAAAUCAGUGGUGAACAGGCUGGGCAGCUUUGCCCUCGCAAUGCGCACAAGGUCUAUCUGGCUGCCUUUGACAUCCCCCAGCCCACCCAGAUUGAGCAAACCAUUGUUUCCUCUCUGGAGCCACACUGGUAG
Zootoca vivipara (common lizard) is the source of this 1917-nucleotide messenger RNA. The record is from RefSeq and is a predicted model, not a curated record. Lineage: Eukaryota; Metazoa; Chordata; Lepidosauria; Squamata; Lacertidae.